AUGGCGGGAAACAAGCGCACUUCCAGUCAAAUGGACAACGGCAACGACAAUCCCAGCCCAAAGCCCUUGGAUGAAAUUCUGGCUGCCGCCAAUACUGACGACCUCCAGGAUUUGUUUGAAAUCCCUGAUCCUCCUUCGGAAGAAGAUCUCGCCAUGUUAAAUGCCUUUGAUUUCCAAGCACCGCCGAUCGACGACAACAACAAUAACAACAACGACAACAAUGGCACUGUCGCCGACCCAGGUAACGCCCUUGUGUUGCAAGACCCGACCCAAGCUACUCAGGUUGAAGAAGCUGUUGCUACUGAUGCUAACGAACAAGCGAUUACGGAAAACACUGAAAACACUGAAAACACUGCGGAGCCAGCGAAGUCCCUCAGAAAGCGACGCAGAAAGGGCGAUCCGGAACCAGACCACUCGGCGCUGGUUCGUGAGAAGUCCUCCAAGUCGAAGAGGUGUGGACAGGCUUGUGACCGGUGUCAUAUACGCAGGUUCAAAUGCGACGAGGUUAAAGGCGGUUGCCUUAUGUGUCUUCGAUCAGGAAUCGAAUGCAAGAUGACCAACCGGGUUACUGGAAAGACUAUGGUUCGAGGUGGAGCGGAAGGAGUGGUGAUUAAUUUUGACGAUAUCCAGCGCGAAAACGAGGAGGUCAAGGAGGAAAACGAGAAGUUACACGAUGAGAUCGAGCAGCUGCGAAGCGUGAACGGUAAGCUGCAGAGUCAGUUGCAGUAUUGCUACAAUAAAUUCUCGAUUGGAACCGUGGGUACUUUCCCAGUCCCCGAAGCAAACGAUGACAUGAAAGCUAACAUCUUCCAGAUCCCAGGCCCAAGCCACGCACCGGUAAGCGACCCUUCUAGAAUCCUACCCAAUCCCAAUCCCCAGGCUCAAGCUAUGCAACAAUCCAGCCAGAACUUUCUCUACGGUAACCAGACCAACAAAUACAAUGGCAAUACCCAACCCGUUGCGUCUAACUAUAACAAUAAUGCGUUUUCAGGGAACAAGUCCAUUGCCUCUUCGGCCCCUCUGCCUAUCCCUAGCUCCAUGUUAAACGCAUUAUCGCACUCUGAAUGGGCUCAACCCCAUCCUCCCCAUGGAUUUCCUACUGCUUCUCGAAACAACAUGGUGACUUAUCCUCCGCUUUCUCAGGUCCAGGCUCCUAUGCGGGAUGAUACGGCUCAGGGUGUUUCUUUCCAGGGUGCAAACGGUCAAGAUGCCCAAGACACAAACGCAUAUGUCCAAGGUACGUCGCACAGUUUGAAGACACUAAACCAGGAUUUCCAGGUUGCGCCUCAGUACCUUACCAGAGGUGCACAAAACCAGACGUCUCAUCAUGAAAGCAAGAACGUUCAACACCAAGACUUCCCAAAUGCAAAAUUGCCAUACAAAACCGCACACGACUAUCCUUUAAAUUUCCCACAACCUGCACCGCAAAGCUAUCUGCAACCGGUCGUUCGAUUCCAGGGCGCUAGACAGGGUGCUAAACAUCAGAAGGCAAAUAAUCAUAUCCCGAGCUUCCUCGACGACCCUCUAAGUAGAAUCAAGAGCGAAGAUGACACCGCUGUUAAAUUUGAUCUCGAGCCUGGAUUUUCCUGGACGGCCCCCCUACCAGCUACGUUUCCCAGCCUCGACCUGGACACUGCCGCGAACCAGACCUCAACUGCAAAUCUGGGAGACGCUAGCACCAAUUUCUUUGCACUCAACGACAGUAACAACGCCUACCAAGCACAAGAUCUAUCUGACCCAGAGAUCCUCGGUCUUCUAGAGAGUUUGGCGCAGCAGAAACAGUCUCAACCACCGGUGCAUAAACGGGUUCAGGAAUUGUGCAGUGACAAUGUUGGGGUGAAAACAGAAGGUCCAAGUAACUAUGAUGGUGGUUCUGAUUGUUUUCUUGGAUCUUCUCAGGGUUUCGAUGAUGUUGGUCCUUUUGUUUGAUCUAUGUUCUUUUUCUUUUCCUUUUUUCCUUUUGUGUGUACGGAGUACAGCGUAUGGUGUGUAAUUAACUUCUAAAGAAAGAAAAAAAAAAAAAAGAAGAAGGAAAUGCUCGCGUCCAUCAUUACUAACUAG
This is a messenger RNA of Aspergillus glaucus CBS 516.65, 2061 nucleotides long. Its product is annotated as putative C6 finger domain protein. NCBI's taxonomy places the organism in Eukaryota, Fungi, Ascomycota, Eurotiomycetes, Eurotiales, Aspergillaceae. Gene Ontology annotation, molecular function: zinc ion binding; DNA-binding transcription factor activity, RNA polymerase II-specific. Gene Ontology annotation, biological process: regulation of DNA-templated transcription. The coding region runs from base 1 to 1929 and encodes 642 amino acids. The record is from RefSeq and is a predicted model, not a curated record. The transcript has 3 exons.